AUGUUUGGAGGAUUUGCCCCCCCGCAGCAGUCUCCUGAGGAGAUCCGCGCCAUGGAAGCUGAGGCUACCUUUACCGUGCAGCAAGUCGUGGCUACCGCGUUCAUGUUGUAUCUCUCCCCAUUUGCCAUCGACAUGGCCAGCAGAAUCUUUUGA
Metarhizium acridum CQMa 102 is the source of this 153-nucleotide messenger RNA. RefSeq lists its product as uncharacterized. Lineage: Eukaryota; Fungi; Ascomycota; Sordariomycetes; Hypocreales; Clavicipitaceae. The record is from RefSeq and is a predicted model, not a curated record.